Molecule: messenger RNA, 511 nt
Organism: Fopius arisanus
Lineage: Eukaryota; Metazoa; Arthropoda; Insecta; Hymenoptera; Braconidae
Gene: LSm3
Product: U6 snRNA-associated Sm-like protein LSm3
Exons: 3
Coding region: 131-442 (103 amino acids)
Biological process (GO): mRNA splicing, via spliceosome; P-body assembly
Cellular component (GO): P-body; U4/U6 x U5 tri-snRNP complex; U6 snRNP
Molecular function (GO): RNA binding
Source: RefSeq, a predicted model, not a curated record
ACUUUAGUCAAUCCAUCACCAGGUGUUCACAUCGUUGUAAUCCAAUAAUUAUUAGAUGUUAAACUAAACAAUCAAGAUAAAUCAGUGGAUCCAUUUUCAUCGAAGAAUAUUCGAUUUGUUUUCUUCGGAGAUGGCUGACGAGGCAGAACAGGUGCCGGCAAUUAAUGUGAAAGAACCGCUGGACCUGAUAAGACUGAGCCUCGACGAGAGGAUUUACGUGAAGAUGAGAAACGAGAGGGAACUUCGUGGUCGGUUACACGCAUACGAUCAGCACCUGAAUAUGGUAUUAGGAGAGGCCGAGGAGACAGUGACAACCGUCGAAAUUGACGAGGAAACCUACGAAGAGGUUUAUCGUACCACAAAACGAAGUAUUCCAAUGCUGUUCGUCCGUGGGGAUGGGGUAAUCCUCGUCUCACCCCCCAGCAUGAGGGGACAAAUAUAAUACCACUAAUCCAUAAUCAAUUUCAAAUGAAAGUUAUCGAUAAUAAAUUCAUUUUACUAAUUAUGAUAA